Molecule: messenger RNA, 1183 nt
Organism: Quercus robur (English oak)
Lineage: Eukaryota; Viridiplantae; Streptophyta; Magnoliopsida; Fagales; Fagaceae
Exons: 4
Coding region: 195-899 (234 amino acids)
Source: RefSeq, a predicted model, not a curated record
CCAGGAUAGCUGUCAUGUGUCCCCUCCUCUUCCUUCUGAAACUCUCCAUAAAAGUACAAAAGGCCCCCCACCUUCUUCUUCUACAUUGGCAUCGCCCUCUUCUAAUUAGUAAUUAUCACAAACGUAAAAAAGAAAGAGGAAUACCCACUCUCUCCUCCGAUCGCCAAAAUAAUACAAAAUUAAGCAGCUGAGCUAUGGCUAAGAAGAGGAAGUCCGCAGCGACGAGCCUGGACGAGGUGGAUCGGACCAUGUACGCGUCGUUUUGCAGCGCAGCUAACUCUCUCUCCCAACUCUAUACCCAGGCCAUGAACCACCAGAAACUCUCCUUCCAAGCCGGUGAACGACAAGGCCUUAAAUCUUUAUUGAAGUGUGAUAUUGAGAUACUUGAAGAUGUAGAACAGGAAAAACUCUAUCAAUGGAUCCGGAGACAACAAGAAGAAGGAUCUAGAGUUACAACAGUUGAUAUUCUCAAUUACAUUCAGAAUGAGCUGGACUACUGUGGGGAGGAGCCAUCAAUGUCCCCUAGAGUUCCAGUGCAACAUCAGUAUUCUCAACCAGUAACAAAUUUCAUGAACUCUGGUUUCCCAAUCUCGUCAGGCUCAUCUUGCCCAACAACUGCUGUGCAAGGAAUUCGUUCCGAGCACUGUGACCAGCAAUCCAAGAACUCAGUGUUCUCGAAUGCUUUAUCAAGCCCCGUUCGUCAGAGUCUUCAGCAUUAUCACAUUACUCGGGGAGGGUAUUGCCCAAAUGGUGGUCUUCCCUUAGGGAAUGGAGCCAGGAAUAAUGAACCCACAAUUAUUAAUAACCAGAGCAGGGAUUCUAGUGCUCUGAAUCUCAGUUCCAACGAUUCUGCCAUGGACAUGCACGCAGAUAGUCCUGCUCAUGAAUUCAUUUACUGAUAUUUUGCCCAUUUCACUUGUCCCUUGCCAUGGAGUUCAACUGUUCAAGACUAGGGAAGAAUUAUGGUGAUAUGAAGCUCUUUUGUUCGUUUCCCAUAAGAAAUGAAAGCACUGGAUGGAAAUGAUACCGUGACCUCUUAAUUUACUUCUCUUGCUGUCGUUGAAGAUUGAUUUGGGUCUUCUGUAUCUUCUGUAAAGCGUUAUUGUUGAAUAUAUCUUUAACAAUUAAACUGGCACCUAUGGUUUUACUUACCAAAAAGAGGCACCAAUGUUUUUGUUUUUUA